CGCUGACGUCAGAGUUUAAACCUUUCUUCGGUUCUUACCCUUUUAGACUUCAAAAUUUUUGGGCGGAUUUUUGCUCGUCUUUUUUCUCUUUCACCCAAAAAAUGUCAACUUUAAUCUCUAGCUUAAAAGAUACCGCCCAAUCCCUCACUGCAAUCCGCCGUCCCUGGCGGGACUUCCUCGACAUCACCGCCGUCGAUUUCCCAUCCUCCUUCUCCGACGCAACCACCCGAAUCGCCCAAAACCUAACUCAUUUCCCCCUUAAUUAUACCAUACUUCUCCUCUUAAUCCUCUUCUUAUCCCUAAUCUACCACCCUCUCUCUGUCCUCGCUUUCCUUGUCAUCCUUCUCGCUUGGUUCUUCCUCUACUUCGGCCGUGAUCGCGAAGAGCCCAUCGUGAUCUUCGGCCUCACGAUCGACGACCGACUCGUCAUAGCUGCGCUCUUCGGCUUGACGGUGGCGGGAUUGGUUUUGACCGGCGUUUGGGUCAAUGUUCUGGUGGCGGUUGCCAUCGGGGCAAGUUUGGUAAUUUUGCAUGCAGCAUUGAGGAGUACGGACGAUUUGCUGAUGGACGAUUUAGAGUCACCAUAUGGACAUGUGCUUGCUGGUAGGGAUGAGGAGCUUGAUAGCCCUAGAGGGCAUUACAGUGGUAUUUGAUUUAUGGGUUUUUUUCGUUUCUAUUUUUUUUAGUUGUAUUUACAGAUUGAAACAUUGUAUAUUUACAAAAUUGUUUAAUGUAAUCUCAUUGUUGGCAAUGAAAAACCAGUCUUUCUUUUCUACG
Molecule: messenger RNA, 777 nt
Organism: Durio zibethinus
Lineage: Eukaryota; Viridiplantae; Streptophyta; Magnoliopsida; Malvales; Malvaceae
Product: PRA1 family protein D-like
Biological process (GO): vesicle-mediated transport
Cellular component (GO): Golgi apparatus; endoplasmic reticulum
Source: RefSeq, a predicted model, not a curated record